GUGGAAGUAGAAGAGCCAGGGGUAACGCGACAGACAAACAGACAGGGCUGUAUUUAAAGGGACAGUUGGCUAUUAUCAACAAGAAAACGAAACCUCAGUAUUUGAUGGUCUGUAUGAUUGACCCUUGGAUUUUGGUUUGGCUGUCUCAUUUUAAAUCCGGACCGUUUCUGUGCAGCUGGCUAGCUGACUGGCUAGCUAGCUACGUUCAUUUUCUCUCGGACACGUUUCAUCGUUUAAAAACACGAUAUUGCGGGCUAAAUUGAAUGUUGUUUCUGUCAUGAGUCCGGCCGGCUGCGCUCAUGUGAACGGUUUUAAGGUGGAGAACUGGAAGCAGAAUCUACGAGUCAUUUACCAGUGCUUUGUGUGGAGUGGGACUGCUGAAACCAGGAGACGCAAGGUACUACAGAAUGAUGUGGGAUGGACUUCAUUGGCCAAGUCGUGUAUGUGUCACAUGUGCGGCGCCCACCUGAGCCGGCUGCACUCCUGUCUGUACUGCGUCUUCUUCGGCUGCUUCACCAAGAAGCACAUCCACGAGCACGCCAAAAACAAGCGCCACAAUCUGGCUAUAGACUUAUUAUACGGAGGCAUAUAUUGCUUUGUGUGUCAAGACUACAUUUACGACAAAGACAUGGAACAGAUUGCCAAAGAAGAACAGAGAAAGGCCUGGAAGCUGCAAGGCGUGGGGGAGAAGUAUUCGACAUGGGAGCCGACUAAGAGAGAGCUGGAGCUGCUACGACACAACCCCAAACGCAGGAAGAUCACCACCAACUGCACCAUCGGCCUGCGGGGGCUGAUAAACCUGGGGAACACCUGCUUCAUGAACUGCAUCGUGCAGGCUCUCACCCACACGCCCCUCCUGCGAGACUUCUUCCUGUCCGACCGGCACAAGUGCGAGAUGCAGUCCAACUCCUGCCUGGUGUGCGAGAUGGCCCAGCUCUUCCAGGAGUUUUACUCGGGGCACCGCUCCCCACACAUUCCGUUCCGGCUGCUGCACCUGGUGUGGACGCACGCGCGUCACCUGGCAGGGUACGAGCAGCAGGACGCCCACGAGUUCCUCAUCGCCGCCCUGGACGUGCUGCAUCGCCACUGCAAGGGCGACGACAACGGGAAGAAGGCCAACAACCCGAACCACUGCAACUGCAUUAUCGACCAAAUCUUCACCGGGGGGCUGCAGUCGGACGUGACCUGCCAAGUCUGCCAUGGGGUCUCUACGACCAUAGACCCGUUUUGGGACAUCAGUCUGGACCUCCCCGGCUCCUCCACGCCCUUCUGGCCUCUCAGUCCCGGCAGCGACGGCAGUGUGGUCAACGGGGAGAGCCACCAAUCAGGGGCCACCACACUCACAGACUGUUUACGAAGGUUUACUCGGCCGGAGCAUUUAGGAAGCAGUGCCAAAAUCAAAUGCGGCGGUUGCCAUAGUUACCAGGAGUCCACCAAGCAGCUGACGAUGAAGAAGCUGCCCAUCGUAGCGUGUUUCCAUCUGAAGCGGUUCGAACACUCGGCCAAGCUGAGACGGAAGAUCACCACAUACGUGUCGUUUCCUCUAGAGCUGGACAUGACCCCCUUCAUGGCCUCCAGUAAAGAGAGCAGAGUGAACGGCCAGUACCUACAGCCGGUGGACGCCCUGAACAACGACAACAAGUACUCGCUGUUUGCCGUGGUGAACCACCAGGGGACGCUGGAGAGCGGCCACUACACCAGCUUCAUCCGGCAGCACAAAGACCAGUGGUUCAAGUGCGACGACGCCAUCAUCACCAAGGCCAGCAUCGAGGACGUGUUGGACAGCGAAGGGUAUCUGCUGUUCUAUCACAAGCAGUUCCUGGAGUACGAGUAGCCUUACCCAGAGGCCUUUGCGAGACACGGGACAGCCUUCGGGGAAGACGGACGGAGAAAGAAAAAAAAAACACAAACUAUGGCAGGACCGAGGGAGCGGGAAACAAGGCAGCGGAGGGCGACACACAAACCUACCUGAAACUCUUUACUGAAGAUCAUUUUCCCCAAUGAACACACGCGGAAAGUGAUGACAAAUCAUGCAAACCUAGAAGGAAAUUCAGCACUGAGCUACCAGUAUCUACUUGACGACAAACGGG
Messenger RNA from Conger conger (European conger), 2090 nucleotides. RefSeq names its product ubiquitin carboxyl-terminal hydrolase 22. Gene Ontology annotation, molecular function: zinc ion binding; cysteine-type deubiquitinase activity. The transcript has 14 exons. Lineage: Eukaryota; Metazoa; Chordata; Actinopteri; Anguilliformes; Congridae. The record is from RefSeq and is a predicted model, not a curated record. Gene Ontology annotation, biological process: protein deubiquitination. Bases 278 to 1834 code for a protein of 518 amino acids.